Molecule: messenger RNA, 1443 nt
Organism: Lathyrus oleraceus (garden pea)
Lineage: Eukaryota; Viridiplantae; Streptophyta; Magnoliopsida; Fabales; Fabaceae
Exons: 1
Coding region: 1-1443 (480 amino acids)
Biological process (GO): SCF-dependent proteasomal ubiquitin-dependent protein catabolic process
Cellular component (GO): SCF ubiquitin ligase complex
Source: RefSeq, a predicted model, not a curated record
AUGAAGAUGAAGAUGAAGAACAAGAGAACUUGUCUCAAAUCUAUGAAGAAGAAGAAGAACAGAACUUGUAUCAAAUUUUCACAACAACAAUCUCUUUCUUCUACAAAUUCAAUUAUAAUUGCACAACCUGAUUUUGAUUUUUACUUACCUGAUGAAUGCUGGGAGCAUGUCUUCUCAUUCAUCAUCAAGCCCGUCAACCCUGUCGAUGUCACCACAUUCAUCAUCAGCCCGAUCUUUAUCGACACUGAAGCCAUAAAUAAACUCCACUUUAAAUCCCUAUCUCUAGUCUCAAAACAAUUCCUCUCCAUCACCAACCGUAUCAUAUUCUCUACCACAAUUAAUUAUCAUCGAAUUCGUUUACUCCCUCGUUUCUUCAGUAGAUUCUCCAACCUUAAUUCCCUUCACCUCUGGUUCUUCUCACGUGAUCUAGAUGCAGACAUUGCCCUGGCUCUCCGUGACAGACCAACAUUGAAAUCUUUAUGUAUGUCCAUGAUUGACCUGACUGAUGCAAAGUAUAUUACUUCACGUUACAUUGAUUCCUUGCUGAGUUUGAAGGGUUUGAAUUCUCUUAUGUUCUCAGAUUCGCAAAUAUCGGAUGAUUUGCUUUACUCUAUUGCAAGAGAGGGUCUUCCUUUGAAGAAGUUUGUUCUUGAAGAAUCUACGGGUUAUAGUUACCAUGGAAUUUAUGAUUUAUUAUCCAAGUGUCACGGGAUACAACAUUUGGGUCUUCAACGUGUUGAUUUUCUAAAUAAUCAUCAUGUUUCCCAGUUCUCUUUGCUUCUUCCUGAUAUGGUAUCUAUAAACCUGAGUGAAUGUCCCAACCUCACAGAAUCAGCUUUGUUUGCACUCAUUAAAAACUGUCAUUCACUCGCUGAGAUCACAAUAGAAUGCGUAUCUAUUGAUAGUGAGAGUGUAGAAAAUGCAUAUACUUUUAAAGAUUUUGAUAUCAACCUUCAAUUAAAGUCUCUACAUUUUUCUGCCAAUUCAUUUAUAAACGACGAGAUCAUCAUAUUGUUUGCUUCAAUUUUCCCCAAUUUGCAGCUUCUUGAUUUGAGUUAUUGCUAUUACAUAUCUGGAAAAAGUAUUUGUCAAGUUCUAACUAGAUGCAGUAAGGUUACACGUUUGCACUUGACCAAGUGUGAAAAUGUGAAACGAAUUAAAAUGAACUUUGUAGCUCCCCAGCUAGAAGUGUUGGACUUGUCUGGCACAAGUAUUAAUGAUAAAACACUCUAUGAGAUUUCAAAGAGUUGUCGUAGACUUUUGCGACUAUUACUAAUAGGUUGUAAAUAUGUUACUGAAAAAGGGGUGAUGCGUGUGAUUGAAAAAUGCAGACAUUUGAAAGAGAUCUAUUUGAGAUGUUGUGAUAAAGUGAAUGUUGAUGCUAUUAUUUCAUCAAGUUCAUCAUUAGAAAAAGAUAAGUUGUUGAAGUUGCUGAAGUUUUGA